AUGUGUCGCCUUCUUCUCACUCGCUCGUUCGAUCGAAGCUUCUCCAGUAUUGCACCUCCCACUGCAAACAACUUCAGCUUCGGUGGUUGUGGAUUCUUGGUUUCGUAUCACUUGGGCGUGGCGCAGGGACUGCUGGAUGCUGGCUAUAUCCAGGCCAACUCUAAGUUCGCUGGAGCUUCUGGGGGUGCCAUCGUUGCCUUAAGUUUGGCCGCUAACGCCAACAUAAGCGACAUUUUCGAUGAGGUAAAAGGCAUAACCCGGCUCUGUCACAAUCAUGGCACUGUCUGGAAGCUUGAGAAGCGACUGCAGAAGAUGUGGCCUUGGAGAGCCUUGGUGCUAACCGAUGAUUUCCACUCGACGGAUGAUCUAUGUGAUGCACUCAUUGCAUCGUGCUAUGUGCCUUGGUACUUGUCUAGACGAGGAAUGUCUGUGUUUCGAGGAGAAUACCAUGUGGACGGAGGCCUCAUUACUUUAGUGCCAAAAGUGCCGGGAUACACCAAGGUAUGUGCGUUCCCCGGGCACAUCAUUCGUCGCACAGACUAUGAGAUUAGCCCAUCGAUCGAUCCGGACUUCCCCUUUACAAUAAUGCAGUUGGCACGCUUUGCUUUGUUUCCGCCAAGGAUUGAGGUGCUGGAUCAACUUUUCGAAUCGGGGAAGAGAUCAGCGAGGAUUUGGGUGGAGAAGUCAGCAGCGCAAACGGGUGAAAAUGAUACGACCAGAAGCACUAGAUCGUGA
Peronospora farinosa is the source of this 735-nucleotide messenger RNA. NCBI's taxonomy places the organism in Eukaryota, Oomycota, Peronosporomycetes, Peronosporales, Peronosporaceae. The record is from the annotation of a GenBank genome assembly.